Messenger RNA from Erpetoichthys calabaricus (reedfish), 2261 nucleotides. RefSeq names its product terminal nucleotidyltransferase 2 (gene tent2). Gene Ontology annotation, cellular component: cytosol. Gene Ontology annotation, molecular function: poly(A) RNA polymerase activity. Lineage: Eukaryota; Metazoa; Chordata; Cladistia; Polypteriformes; Polypteridae. The record is from RefSeq and is a predicted model, not a curated record. The transcript is spliced from 16 exons. The coding region runs from base 1 to 2010 and encodes 669 amino acids.
AUGUCGUAUUCUUUAGAACAGCGUAUUUUGAUCGUGGAGCUGUACAUGCGAACAGGCUCCUUCUGGUCGACAUGUGAAGGAUUCUUGGAACAAUACCCUGUGACGUGCGCUCCUUCGAAACGCACCAUUCAGACGUUUGUGGAAAAGUGGCGUACGACGGGUUCUGUGAGCAGUGCAACGGGAUCUAGAAAGACACCCACCCGUAACCCGCAGGCUGUCACCGACACUGUGGAUUGCAUGGAAAGAAGUCCUUACGGGUCGACACGAGGAUUAUCACGACAGACAGGCGUGUCACGAAAGUCAAGUCGACGUGAGCGAGUUAGGGCGCAGAGAAUCUGGUAUCGGCGCCGGUGGGGAGAACGAUCAGCACAGCCUUUAAAACGGAAGAGGAAUAAAUGUGUGAAGACGGAGAAGAAGAUUAUGUUCCCCAACUCAUCUCUCCUGGAUCGCUGUCCAUAUCCUCCUAAACAACAGCAAAGCAAUGACUGUUUCACUCGGUUUCCAGUUAACCUUGCACCUGUUCUGUUCCCUACUCAGCAACUGAUUGAGUCAGAAUACAACUUUAUGAAUGCCAACUUUCAUCAUACACCGCUGAAUGUUCUUUGCCAGUUCCCCACAGGACCAGUGCAUAACGUGAAUCCUAGCCAUCGUAACUCUCCUUGCUCACCUACUGUGCCAACAAUAUCUCAAGGAAGAAAAUCAGAAAUUUUACUGUCCAUGCCUUCUAAACUGCUAAGACAAAUUCUGCGUUUUGAAUGGGUUUUGAGGAGGAGGAGUGAUGAACACAGUCCUUAUGACAUCAAACGACAAAGAUUCAGUUCACCACAUGCUCUGCAUUUGUCUUCAGCAACUGGAUCACCUUCCAUAGCAUUUAACAAUGCAGCAGUGCCUUUACAAAAUGAAAGCAGAAACUCGACUCCAUCACCUAGCACAGUAGCAUCCCCACACACCCCAAAGCCUUCUGGCUGUGUACCACCUUUGUAUGGCUUCCAAAACCGGAACAUAUCAAGCAACCAAGUCAGCAGUGGGAAAGAUAAGUUAAGUCAACAGAUAUUUGAUCUGUUCCACACUUGCCAACAACAGCAGGAUGAUCUUGAGAAGAAAGAAUUUUGCAGAGCACAAUUACAAAGAGAAAUCCAGACAUUAUUUCCAACAAGUCGUGUGUAUUUAGCUGGAUCGUCCUUAAAUGGCUUUGGUACCAGGAGUAGUGAUGCAGAUCUGUGCCUAGUGGUUCAAAAUGGGCCGGUGAAUCAAAAAUCUGAUGCUGUUUAUAUUCUUAGUCUUGUACAGCAGUUGUUCUACCGGCUUCCUUAUAUAGAGAGACCUCAUCUUAUUCGAGCAAAAGUGCCCAUAUUAAAAUUCAGGGAUAAAGUCAGUGGAGUUGAAUUUGACUUAAAUGUAAACAAUGUUGUGGGCAUAAGAAAUACUUUCCUUCUCAGAACCUAUGCAUAUGUUGAAAAAAGAGUUCGCCCCAUUAUACUUGUAGUAAAGAAAUGGGCUCGGCACCGUGGAAUUAAUGAUGCAAGUCGUGGAACUUUAAGCAGUUACUCUUUAGUACUCAUGGUUCUGCAUUAUCUUCAGACACUGUCUAAACCUGUUAUCCCUAGUCUGCAAAAGGAAUAUCCUGAGUCUUUUAAUCCUACUAUGCAGCUGCACCUUGUUCACGAAGGACCAUCUAAUAUUCCUCCUUACAUUUCCAAGAAUGGAUCCACACUCGGGGAACUCUUCCAGGGCUUCCUUAAGUAUUACGCUACAGUUUUCAACUGGGAAAAGUUAAUGAUUUCAGUUCGUGAAGCCAAAGCUCUCCCGAGGCCAGAUGGAGCUGAGUGGAAGAACAAGUACAUUUGUGUGGAAGAGCCUUUUGACCGAUCUAAUACUGCCAGAGCAGUUCAUGAAAAGGUGAAGUUUGAUGCAAUUAAAGCAGAGUUUAUGGAGUCCUGGCAAAAACUGCGAGCAAAGAAAGAUCUAAAUGUCAUUCUACCAGUAAGAGCAACAAUACAGAAAAGAUAAUAAUCUGAUGGGUGCUCUUCAUAUCAACAUGGGCGACAGGACAAAAUACGUAAAUGCUGGACCACCGAAUGGGUUCAUCUUUAUUUCAGAUGAUGUUGGCACAUUUGCUGUCUUUUUCAACCCAUAGUAGUGCCAGUCUUGAUUGAUGAAAACAAUGGCAGAUGCAGGUGGCCUACUUUCAAAGACAGAAAAUACAAAUGAUGUAGUGAUAUGUGCUAAUUAAUUACUGUUACCAAAAGAAAGAUGUUAAA